UUGAAAUUAAAUGGUAAUGGUCCUUUGUGACAGCACUAUUCUUCUUCUUUUCCUCUGAGUUUUCCCCUUCACAAUUCCAAAGACACAUGCAAAUGAAUCAAUCACCUCAUUAUGAUUCCUUCAUAGAACCCAUAAACAAAAACUACCCAUUAUCCAUUUCACCAAAAAGUUCAGAUCUUUAAACAAAACUUACCAAAAGAACAAGAAAAUGAGGGACAUAAUUUCAUGUUUUAGUGAGAACGCAGUGAAUGUGAGACAACAAGCUUCAUGUUCUAGCUACUCAUCAUCAAGCAACGCUUGCAUCAAUCCAAGCCUCACACCUUCAACAAGAAACUCAGUUUCCUCUGUUUACAGAUCAACACUCUCCAACAAGCACCAGAUUCUGAUGAUCACAGUCACAUGGUGCAAGAGCUUCUCCAAUCAAGGACUCACUAUAAGCUUUGGAACACAAGAUCCACCAUCACCACCUUUCAGGCUUAACACCAAUUCAAGGUUCUUCAGGAAGAAGAAAGGAAGCAAAUUGAUGGUUGAAUCUUCCAAUCAUGAGUCAAGAAUUGAAGUCUUCUGGGAUCUUUCCAAUGCUAAAUACGACACUGGACCUGAACCGGUUGAUGGUUACUAUGUUGCGGUUGUUGUUGGUUUGGAAAUAGCACUGAUCAUUGGUCACAUAGCAGAAGAAUCAGUUACCAAGAAGCUAAAAGCCAUGGCAGCAACAAGUUCGGGUAAAUUCUCAUUGUUAUCUAGAAGAGAACAUUGUUCAGGUAACACACUUUACACCACAAAGGCUCAGUUCUGUGAAAAUGGAACGUGGCAUGAUAUCAUGAUAAGGUGCAGUGGUGGAAAUGGAAAUGAAGGGUUGUUAAAGUCUUCUUCGUCUUCGUCGCUGUCGUCGUCGCCGCCGGCUCUGAUGGUUUGCAUUGAUAAGAAGACAGUGAUCCGUGUCAAGAGGCUUCAGUGGAAUUUCAGGGGAAAUCAAACAAUUUUUGUUGAUGGUUUGCUGGUUGAUUUACUUUGGGAUGUUCAUAACUGGUUCUUCAAUCCUUCUUCUUCUUCUGGGUAUGCAGUGUUCAUGUUCAGAACAAGGACUGGUUUGGAUAGCAGAUUGUGGCUGCAAGAGAAGCCUUCACUCAAAGAUAAAGAUGCUCUUGAAUUCUCAUUCCUCAUCUAUGCUUGUAAGACUGCAUAAAAAUGGAACUUGUUCAUCUCACUCCUUAUUUUCUUUUUCCUAAAUGUUUUAAGACAGAAAAUAUAAAGACACUGAGAUAAUAGAGACAAAGAUACACUCACUGAUUAAGUGCCUUUGUCCCACUGUUUCUAGCUUUGGUUGGAAAAUUUUGUUUUCCUAAAAAAGAAAAAUUUAUUUUGUUUAUUCUGUAUGUUUCUUCUCUACAUAGUAUCUCAUAACAUCUUUGUAUUUCUUUCUGUUCUUACAGAAUUACUAAAGAGGCCUUUGUACUUGCUUUAGGUCCUCUUCUUUCUUUUCUUCUUGUAAGGAUACAUAUUGAUUCAUUUCCUAUAUUAUAGGAAACAGAAAGAAAAUAUUUUUAGAAUUGUAGAAAUGUUGAGUCAUGAGGCUUAU
Messenger RNA from Arachis duranensis, 1579 nucleotides. RefSeq lists its product as uncharacterized. The record is from RefSeq and is a predicted model, not a curated record. NCBI's taxonomy places the organism in Eukaryota, Viridiplantae, Streptophyta, Magnoliopsida, Fabales, Fabaceae. The transcript has a single exon. The coding region runs from base 209 to 1186 and encodes 325 amino acids.